CCUCACAGAUGACAGGCAAGAAAGGCUUGAGGGAGAGGGGGUGAGGCAGGGGGAGCUUGGAGCCGUCAUUCUCUAACCCUAAAACCUGUGGACACAAAGCCGAGCCCAACCUGGCUGCUGCCCGGGCGGGCAAGGAGAGGGCACCGAACGCACUCUCCCCAGAGCCUCGCACUGCCACCAGUUGAGGCCUGCGCCCCUCUCUUCCCCGCCUCUUUUCUUGAGUGCUCUACCCAAACUACUGCCUCACCCCCUAGGAAACAAACAUUUGGUAACAUCUUCAGAAAGGCUGCUUUCAAGGAAGGCAGCUUCUCUACGCUGUCAAACAGCUUCCUUAGUUGAAGCAUCUAACUGUGGCACCAUCCUUACUGCCCCCAAUUGGGGCUUCCAGAAGCAGUGUGGGCAAGCGCUGCCAGCCUUCUGCAGAGUGAUGAUGAGCACUGGUCAGUCCUGUGCUGAUAAAGACUGUGUGUCACCCAUGUCUUGGUUUCUCAAACAGCAGGUAACAACCUCAUCUUCCCAAAGAGAUAGCUAUGCCUGACCUAUUUUUCAGGGCUCUUCUGGACAGCAGCCUCUGUCUCCAGCACAGAGAAGGGCCUGGCGUCAGGGGGAGCCCUGGAGCCCACCAUGUGCCUCCUGCUCCAUCUUGGGAGCAGCUGUGCCCUGUCAGUACUCAGUAGAGCCUGGGAUUGAUGACUAAAGAGGGAGGUGGAGGCUUUAGGCAGCAGCGCUGAAAGAGGUGGCAACAGGUGACCUGCAUGGGAACUGGGGCCUGAAGAGACAUCACUGAGGGGGGAAGUGUCUUCAGCUCUCAAAUUCUGGAAGCUGUCAGGGGAAGGGAGUCCCACAACCAAGCUGCAUGGUGGGUGGGCCGCUGGGUCUGCUUCCAGUGUGUGGUGGGACCCACAGGGAGCUGAGGAGUUUUCCUGUUUGAUUUCCCGUACCCAGCCUGCCUGUGGCUGGCCAAGAAGGCAUUGUUGAACCUCAUGAGAUCACAGAGGUAGCUGUGCAGGCCCCGCCCACUUCCUAUAACCCUGGUUCUGGCCGUCCCUGUGCCAAGCCUCCAAGUGCCCUGAGAGCUACCGGCCAGGGGUCGGGAGGCUAUGGGAGCUCAGGGCAGGCACCUCCCAUGCUCCCGCGGGAGCCACCAGGACAUGAAGGUCAUAGGCUUCUCCUCUCCUCCUCUUCCUGUUUGACCUGAAUGCCCCCAGGCUAACUGCCUCAAGGAUUCCAUCUGAGAAGAUGCAGGCUGGGUGUGUGGGGAGCAGUAGAGGGGCUGGUGUGUGCACAUAUGUGCACAGCUCAGGACGGAGGCUCCCUGGACUUGGGGCGGGGGCACUAGGGCCCCAACUCUAACCCUCGUUCUGCCCUGUUGACCUCUGCUCUCUGGACCAAAAAUGGAGGACUCAGUCUAGACUAGUUCUUACGGUCCAGGAGCCACCAUAAGUUAUGUUUAUAGGCAAAGGCCAUUUUUCUGAGAGGCCAUAGCUUUCAUCAGUGUGCCAAAAAGCGUGAGAUCCUCUGCUCUAAAAGCCUCUGCCCCAGUGCUGCCUAGUUUCAGAGCCCCCGAUGGCCUCACAUGGGGUUUUAGAGCAGGCAGAGAAGCUGCAAUGGGGCCACCAGCCAGUCCUCAGAGUCCUGCGUUAAGGCCUCCUCUCCAGGAGGCCCUGUUUAAAGGUUUUCUCUGUUGCCUGGAGGCAGGAGUGAACUUCUGGUAGGCAGGAAACCCUGAGGGUACCUAGGAGGCCCCUAGCCUGUGGGUUGGGGAGGGAAGACAGGACCCCUGGGGCCACUGAAACGGUGGAGCUCUCAGAGACCUGAGUUCUGGUCCCUUCUGCCACUCUUUGGGCAGAUCGCCUGUCUUCCCACAGGCCCUGUGUCUUGCUCAGUCCACCUGACUCUGCUUUCUCAUCCUAGGCCUCAGGUGGGUGGCAGGCCCUUUCCUGCUUGCCCUCUGCCCUCCCUCUCUCUGGCCCUGCCCAGUCUCUGCCAAUCUGUGUGCCUCCCAGGAGCCGGGACACUCCCUGAGUCCUCUGGGAGCCCUUAAGCCACACUGAGAACACAGACCCUGGGAGAAGCAGCCAGCAGUGAGGAAUCCUGGAACCCCUUUCCAGGGAGAACCUUCCCAUGACCCCCAUGAAGAGAUCAGUGCAAACACAGGUGUCAGAGCCCUUCAUGGAGUCCUGGGGUGAGGAGUCCCUGCCGGAGCUACCCACAGAGCAGUCCCUGACGGAGUACUCUGACCUCGAGGAGGCUCCCUCGGUGCACACUCUCUAUGUGGGCCAUCUGAACCCCCAGUUCUCAGUGCCGGUGCUUGCCUGCCUGCUGCGAGACACCCUGGAGCGGCUGGAGAUGCCGGUGGCGCGGGAGCACAUUGAAGUGGUGAGGCGGCCGCGGAAGGCCUAUGCACUGGUGCAGGUGACUGUCUGCAGGGACACCCUGGCCUCCCUCCCCUGGCGCCUGCAGACGGCCCUGGAGGAGCACGUAAUCCUCAAGGAGCUGGCAGCCCGUGGGAAGGAGCUGCUAUUGAGUGAGGCCCAAGGGCCCUUCAGUCAGAGAGAGGAGAAGGAGGAGGAGGAGGACAGUGGCCUGAGCCCUGGCCCCAGCCCAGGCUCUGGUGUCCCGCUGCCCACCUGGCCUACACACACGCUGCCCGAUAGGCCCCAGGCCCAGCAGCUGCAGAGCUGCCAGGGCCGGCCCAGCGGCGUGUGCUCCGACAGUGCCAUUGUGCACCAGCAGAUCGUGGGCAAGGACCAGCUCUUCCAGGGUGCCUUCCUGGGCAGCGAGACCCGCAACAUGGAGUUCAAGCGGGGUAGCGGCGAGUACCUCAGCCUGGCCUUCAAGCACCACGUGCGGCGCUACGUGUGCGCCUUCCUCAACAGCGAGGGCGGCAGCCUGCUCAUGGGAGUAGAGGACAGCGGCCUGGUGCAGGGCAUCCGCUGCAGCCACCGUGACGAGGACCGCGCACGCCUGCUGGUGGACUCCAUCCUGCAGGGCUUCAAGCCUCAGAUCUUUCCCGAUGCCUACACUCUCACCUUCAUCCCUGUGAUCAGUACCUUGGAGACCAGCGUCCCCCUCAAGGUGAUCCGCCUGACCGUGCACACCCCCAAGGCCCAGAGCCAGCCGCAACUCUACCAGACAGACCAGGGGGAGGUGUUUCUGCGGCGCGACGGGAGCAUCCAGGGCCCGCUGUCUGCCAGCGCCAUCCAGGAGUGGUGCAGGCAGAGGUGGCUGGUGGAGCUGGGCAAGCUGGAAGAGAAGGUGAAGGCGCUGAUGAUGGAGAAGGAGCAGCUCCAGCAGCAGCUGCAGCAGCACGGGCCUGUGUCCUGCACCUGCUGUGUCCUGUGAGGGCCCUGGGGAGCAGGCAGGACGGCACGGCACUCUCCACCUGAGACUCAGGGAUUUCCUGUUUGAGUGUAAGGCCAACCAGUAAAGCCCAUGCGGGCCGCUGAGAGGCGGACAGGGACUCCUUUAACAUGGCACAUGAGCAGGCACCCAUGUGGCUUCAACCCUGACAGACCCAUCUGUGUAGCCAAGAAACUGCUCUCAGCCCUCUCCCCAAAUGACCUUACUUUCAGAAAGAAUGUGUAAAACCCUGCCCAGAGCUCCCCUAGGGCUGAGCUAUAAGAGAUUGUCCUUCUCCCUAAAACGCUCAUUUGGCCCAGGCUGAGGUCUGUGACUCCAGUUGGCUACACAGUGCCAGAAAGGAAUCUGUCAUCUCAGGAAAGCCCCUCACAGAUGGCGAGGCAUAUUUGGUGACUGUGGUUACAGGGCAAGAGGCCACCCUGCAGCCCCCACCCCUGACUUGCUGGAACUUGUGACUGUCAAACCUCCAUUAAUAAAUUACAUGCACCUGG
Gorilla gorilla gorilla (western lowland gorilla) is the source of this 3854-nucleotide messenger RNA. It is a transcript of the gene SLFNL1, whose product is annotated as schlafen like 1. NCBI's taxonomy places the organism in Eukaryota, Metazoa, Chordata, Mammalia, Primates, Hominidae. The coding region runs from base 2125 to 3345 and encodes 406 amino acids. The record is from RefSeq and is a predicted model, not a curated record. The transcript has 4 exons.